Messenger RNA from Drosophila serrata, 383 nucleotides. RefSeq lists its product as uncharacterized. NCBI's taxonomy places the organism in Eukaryota, Metazoa, Arthropoda, Insecta, Diptera, Drosophilidae. The record is from RefSeq and is a predicted model, not a curated record.
CUUAAACGAAAGAGGAUAAAUAAUAAUAGCCCCUAAGGCAAACCUAAAACUUAUAUCCAAUAACGACCAUGUGUUGCGGACCUUGCGGACCCUGCGGACCUUGUGGACCACGUUGCAACAAUCCCUGCGGCGGCUGUUACAGCUGUUGCGUUGAAUUGUGCUGCGUGCCCUGCACUCCGGCCUAUAUUCAGUCUACUAUCAUGCCCUGCGGUCCCAGUGGUUGCUGUUAAGACAUGGACAUGGACAUGGAGCUGCCAAAUGGGAAAGAAUAAGAUCAAAGGUCCAUCUAACGAUUUUAAGAUGGAUUUAGCCACAACGUACAACAAAAAAGUAAUGUAAUCCUUGAGAAAAAAAUACUGAAUAAAUGCGGUUUCGUAAGCAUU